UUGAAAGCAGUCAGCUGCUUCGUUCAGCAUCACAACAAACAUGGCGUCCAGAGGCGGCUAACUGAGAAGAGAAGCCGGGAAUCCUCAAAAGCCGUUUUAGUUCAGAGUGUUAUAACUUAAUGACGGAUAACAGUUGCUUCUUCGCGAUCUCAAGAUGGAAGCCACCUCUUUUCCAGAAGAGGUUUCGGAGAGGAACGUGUGUGUCGUCGGGUCGGAGCUGGUGGAGAACUACACCGUCUAUAUCAUCGAGGUGUCGGAGAGAGAGCACAGAUGGACUGUGAAGCACCGCUACAGUGACUUCCACGAUCUCCACGAGAAGUUGACGGCAGAGAAGAAGGUGGACCGAGGGCUGCUCCCUCCAAAGAAGAUGUUGGGGAAGAACUCAAAGAGUCUGGUGGAGCGGCGGCAGAAGGAGCUGGAGCUCUACCUGCAGACGCUCCUGCUGCAGUUCCCACAGGCCACGCCCACUCCGCUCGCCUGCUUCCUGCACUUUCACCUCUAUGAGAUCAACGGCAUCACAGCAGCUCUGGCUGAGGAGUUGUUUCAUAAAGGUGAGCAGUUGCUGCAGGCCGGCGAGGUGUUUUCUCUCUGCCCGCUGCAGCUCUACUCCGUCUCCCAGCAGCUCCGUCUGGCCAAACCAACCUGCUGUAACGGAGACGCCAAAACCGACCUGGGUCACAUCCUCGACUUCACCUGCAGGCUGCGAUACCUCAAGAUGUCUGGGACCAGAGGCCCGGUAGGAACCAGUAACAUCCAGGAGAGCAGCCUCCCCUACGACCUGUCCGUUUUCAAAUCACUAGUCCAGAUAGAGAUCAGUGAGGGCAGCUCUGAGCAGAUUCGCGGUCUGUCGUCUCUGAGGUCGAGUCUGGCAACUCUGAGUAUCCACCACUCCACGGAAACUAUGAUGUCGAUCCUGGUCCCGGAGGCGAGCGAGUUCUCACAGUGGGAGGCCGAGGGGGCCGAGUCUGGCUGUCCCGUCACUGCCGUCAUCCCCGUGUGGAGAAACCUGACCACGCUGGACAUGAGCCACAACAACAUCAGCACCAUCGACCGCUCGGUGAAACUGAUUCCUAAGGUGGAGUUUCUGGAUCUGAGCCAUAACCAGCUGUCCACAGUGGAAAACCUCCAGCACCUGUACAAUCUGGUCCACGUGGAUCUGUCCUACAACAGUCUGCUGGUCCUGGAAGCUGCUCACACCCGUCUGGGCAACAUCAAGACCCUGAGCCUGGCCGGCAACCAGCUGGACCAGCUGACUGGCCUCACCAAGCUCUACUCGCUGGUCAACCUGGACCUCAGCCACAACCAGCUGGCCCAGUUGGAGGAGAUCAGGAACAUCGGAUCUCUGCCAUGUCUAGAGAAACUCAACCUGUCCAAUAACCCCAUGUGCAUCAUCCCAGACUACAGAACCAAAGUGCUGACCCAGUUUGGAGACCGUGCAGCAGAGGUUUGUCUGGACGGUACAGUGACGACAGAGAAGGAGCUGGACACGGUGGAAGUGUUGAAAGCCAUUCAGAAAGCCAAAGAAGUCAAAGACAGGAUGAGCAGCGGCGACAAGAAGAUCAGUGAGGAGACCAAGCUGUCUGCUGCUGCUGCACCUCCUCACCUCUCCUCUCCCCCCUCUUCUUCCUCCUGCUGCUCGUCUGCUGUUGCUCCGCCUGCUGUCUCUUCUUCCUCCUCCUCUUCUUCCUCCUCCUCUUCCUGUCCAGCCCACCAGGCUGCCUGCCCCAGCCAAGAAGUGACGAGCAGACAAGAAGACGCAGUCCCCCACAGUGUUCUCCCUCCUGUGAACGCUGCUCCUCCCCCCGCGAGCUUUAACACUAACACACACCUCCUGUCUGCUGACCCUGCCCAGGUACAACAAGCUGCUGUCCGUCUGUCUGAACACACACUCUGUGGAGCUCCUACAAGUACAAUUACUACCAAUACUACAAAUGACAUCUGCUGUGUCUGCUGCUGUUCCUCCUCAAGACCACUUGAAACCACGUGCUUCUCCUGCAGCACGGCCUCGUUUCCUCUGCUUCCUUCUCACCUGCUCUCCCUCUCCUCCUCCAACAAAGACUUCAUUACCCAGCUCUCCCAGCGUCUCGGCUCCACCCUGAAGGAGCAGAAGAGGGAGACGGAGGAGGAGGAGGAGAGGGAGGAAGAGAAUAGGUCUGAAUCCAGAGAGGUUCAGUCCCAUGUGGAGGACACCGAGGUGGAAGGUCCAAGUCCAGGCUCCGGGGACGGAUACUUCGAGAUGGGUCUGGAUGACUCCGUUGAGGAGUCGGUCUGCUCCUCUUCUUCCACGUCGCUCGCCGUUCCUUCUGCAGAGGAGCCCGGUGGCCGCCAGGGGGAGCAGCGUGGCGGUGAGGAGGAGGAGCUGCAGGUCAGCAGGGUUCUGUGGUGCUACUGUCUUCAGGUAAAGGAGGAGGUGGAGCAGAAGGAGGUGUGCCUGGUGCUGACAGACCGGCGGUUGGGCCUGCUGUACCUGUCGGAUGAUUUCAUCAAUCAGGACGCAGACCAGGAGCAGAGUGUGGAGGAGGUGCUGUCCAGCCUACAGGUGGACCUCCUGCUGCCGUACUCCCAGCUCCUUCUCUCCUGUAGCGCCGACCUCUCUGACUCCUGCCUCGCCUUUGGCCUCCAGGCCGGUCCGACCCGCUGGUACGUCUUCUCAGAGGCCGAGGAGCUCCGGCAGACCAGGACCGAGCUGACGGUGCUGAUCCAGGCUGCGAAGUCUCAGACUGACCCGGAGCCCCACAACACUGCUCAGCUCUUCCCCCGAUCGCUCGUCAACUCCUGGGAGCUGGAGGAGAGUCAGGGAGCCCAGGGAGGCUAUCCUGCCUUCCUCCUUCUCUCCUCCUCCUCCUCUUCCUCUUCCUCUGCCCUGGACACCCACCCGCUCCUGUCGGAUAUCCUCUCUCAAAGAGAGGACUCCAGCCUCCCCUCUCUCCUCUUCCUCACCCACCGACACCUCUGGGUGCUGAAGAUGGACUUCAGAGAGCUGGCAGAAAGAGAGAGGAGGAGCGCUGACCUUCAUCACUCCUCCUCCUCUUCCUCCUCCUCCUCCUCCUCCUCUUGGUGCAGGCUGGUCCGUGUGCCCCUCGGCUCCGUGGUGCUUCACCCCAGAGAGAGAGCUUCUCAGGUCGGGGACAGAACCAGCAGCACCUCCUGCCCCGACCCAAAGCACCACCACAGGAGGAGUCACACUGUGGAGCUGCUGCUGGGCGGUCAGAGGCUGCUGCUGCUCUUCCCUCUGGCCCAGAACAGGAGCCCCUUCCUGGGGCUGCUGAGCCAGAGGAGAGCCUCUCUGGAGGGGCUGAAGAUGGUGGCCCUGGCCCAGCCCUGCAGGUCCUGUCCACAGCAAGGCUGUCACAGAUCCAGAGACCAGUGCUGCUGUUCCAGUUCGGGGACAUCAAACAGCACCAGCAGCUGGGACUCCUCCAGCCUCCAGGUGGAGGAGAACCAGCCAUCCCCCCACCUCACGCCAGGUCUCUCCCCAGGACUGAAGCUACUGGCUGGGCUCGGAGAACAGCAGCUUCUGACCUACUUCCACAGAUAUAUAGCAGUGUCUGAGGCGGAGGAGGUGAGACAGGUCCUGUGGCUGUCUGUGGUUCUCUACAAGUCUCCGGAGUCUGAGCUCACCUGCUGUCUGCUGCUCUCCACCGAUACAAUCUACUUCCUGUUGGAAGACUCCACCUCCACACUCGGUCAUCACUCAGUGUUGGACACAAUGGACUCUGGAGAUGUGGACGUCUGUCUGUGCUGCUGUCUGUCCAUCAGACUGUCUGACCUGCUGUCUGUCAACGUGGGACUGUUCGACCAGUACUUCAGAGUUGUAGGUCGUUCAGCCGAUCACAUCGUGUGCUGUCUCAGCCGGGACAGUUAUGGGACGGGCGUCUUCCUUCAGGAGCUCAUGUCGGCUCUCAGUCUGCAGCAGCAGCUUCCUCCUCCAGAGCCGUCAGAUCAGGACUUCUACUCCCAGUUCACCAACACAAACACAGGUAAGAUGCAGAACUACGAGUUGGUCCACAGCAGCAGGGUGAAGUUCAUUUAUCCCAGUGAGGAGGAGAUGGGAGACCUGACCUUCAUCGUGGCAGAGAGGAAGGCUCCGGCCAGCGCAGCAUGUUCAUCCUCGCGCUCCUUCAACGUCCUGCUGUAUCUGCUGGUCUUCCAGGUCCAAAUCCCCGGCAGUCUGCCCAGCCAAGGCUCCACUCUCUCAGGCCACUCCUCUGGUUCUGGCUCUGGUCCGUCUCCGGUACUCCAGCCCAGGACUUUGAUCCUGACCAGCACCGACGUGUUCCUGUUGGACGAGGACUACGUCAGCUAUCCUCUGCCUGAUUUUGCCAAAGAACCCCCCUCCAGGGAGCGGUACCAGCUGCGUGAGGCUCGGAGGAUCCGGGACCUGGACCGGGUCCUGCUGGGGUACCAGACUUACCCUCAGGCUCUGACCCUGGUGUUCGAUGACCUGCCCGGCCCCGACCUGCUCUGCCACCUCACCAUGGACCACUUCGCCGCCGCGGGGGGGGGGGGAGGAGGCCCCGCCCGGAGGGGGCGGAGCCAGCAGCGGCGCGGAGGGCGAGGUCCAGUGGUGCGUCUUCGUCCCGGGAGCCGACAGCAGAGAGAGGCUGAUCUCGCUCCUCGCCCGCCAGUGGGAGGCGCUGUGCAGCCGGGAGCUUCCUGUGGAGCUCACGGGCUGAGUGGUGGACGGACGGACGGACAGACGGGUGACUGUUCAGCACUUUGGUCGGUCGUUGGCGGGUGGAGUGAUCGUAUGACGGGGGGGAUAAUUUACACACAUGGAUUCAGGGCUCGGAAUGCUGUUCGAAGGCCUCAAUGUGCUUCAAACCAAGUAGUUUGUGAGAUGUGAUGACUCAGUCAAAUUAAGAUAAAGAUGCACACGUUCAUUCAUGUCUCUUUACUUGAAGGCAUUCAUAGCUUGUUCACGUGAAAAGUGACAGAAAUGGUUUGUGUGAAGAAUGAAGAGAGAGAGGCCAGAUGUGUGGAGACACCUCCACACAUCUGGCCAAUCACUGCGUAAAGUGGGCGUGGCCAUAGGUUUCAGACGCUGUUAGACGAUCGGACACUUGGUUUGAAGCAUUCCGGGGCCCUUUAGUUGUACGUCGAUUGAAAGGAAUGUGGCUUCGCCCACACGUUUAGUGUCUGCUCUAAAAAACAGUUGGUCUCUACAGACACCAGACUGCCAUUACAGACCUGUGACCUCACACUGAGCCGAAAUGAUGGGAGUUUCUAGCACAACUUCACUUUCUUGCAAAGUGUCUCUUACGAAGAAGAUUUACAGAUUCGUUAGAGGACUUUACUCACGACCAGAAGACAGACUGUUGUUGCACAGCAGGGGGCGCUGCAGACAGUCCACAGGAGUUAUACUAGUUUUUAAAUCAACAUUACAUUAAAAGAACAGUUUGUCAUUUCUGGUUAAAUCCUCUUGUUCUCUGUCCUCUCCAGAGUCGUAUCAGUUUCAUCUCUGUGUGUUCUGCACAAAUAUAAUUGCAGGGCGUGUUAGCCUAGCUUAGCACAAAGACUGGAAGCAUGGGGAAACUGCUAGCCUAGCUUCAUCAAAAGCGGAAAAACACAAAUCCACCUUCCAACAACUCCAAAGCUGUCUGAUUUACAUGUUGUUAUUUAUGUUAAGUUGCUCUUAAAACCAAAAAUCAUUUUUUUGUUUGCACAUUUGGAUUCUGGUUGAGGUGACAAGAGGAUAUCCAAAAAUGUUCGACUGUUUUAAGUAGCGCGCGCACACACACACACCGCUGCUCGGCACAUACUGCUCUCUGAACAUUUUAUUCCUUGCACAUUGUAAUUAAUGAAGCAGUAUUAUUGAACUGUAUAUUGAAGCUUUUUAUUAAUAUUAUAUUAAUAUAAGUAUGUUUUGGGACAGAUGGAUGUUUUCCAUCCUGAAGCAGAUUUUGUACUAAACACUUAAGUUCUGAUGAAAUUUCCAAAAAUAACUUGUCAUAUUAAACAUUAUUAUCAUUGAGUGUUAUUUUUUUUUUUAUACAUUUUUUAAUGUUUUAUUUCAUCGUAUGUUGUGUUUUUCAUACAUUAUUGUUGACAAAUGGGAAGCCAGACAGUGUUGUACCCCCCCCCCCCCCCACACACACACACACACACACACCUCUCACCACUAUUGUUUACGUUACAUGUUUUCGUCUUGCUCACGGGGAAUGCCACUGAAUUAAAGUGAAAAAUGAAAACUAAA
Messenger RNA from Anarrhichthys ocellatus (wolf-eel), 6196 nucleotides. It is a transcript of the gene nisch, whose product is annotated as nischarin. Gene Ontology annotation, molecular function: phosphatidylinositol binding; protein binding. NCBI's taxonomy places the organism in Eukaryota, Metazoa, Chordata, Actinopteri, Perciformes, Anarhichadidae. Gene Ontology annotation, cellular component: cytoplasm. The transcript has 28 exons. The record is from RefSeq and is a predicted model, not a curated record. The coding region runs from base 155 to 4846 and encodes 1563 amino acids.